UAAAGAAGCCUUACACGCCCCUUCCCUUUGCGCAUGCGUAGUCAAACACCCGUUAACAUGUCAAACCACAGAAAUGAAACUGUUCCCCUGAAAGCUACGUGAUAAAGUGCCAAUCGGGGAGGUAAGGACACAAAGGGAUUUCGUGUUAAAGCUCUCUGGGAUACAUGCUAACAGCGGCGGCAAUAGUUAACUUCUUGCUCGGAUAGUUUGAAUCAUCGGAGUGUGGCUUAGCGGCUUGUUAGAGAACAAGACACAACAGCAGCAUGUUUGGUAAAAAGAAGAGAGCACCGCAGCCCAAAGGCCAGGGCGCUGCUGCAGCCAAACAGAUGGGUCUGUUUGUCAAUCUGGACCCUGAGGAGAUGAUUGGUAUGGACGAGAACCUGGACGACCCAGAUCUGGAGGCUGAGCUUGCUGCUAUCACUGGAAAUAAAGCAGCUGCCAGAGGGAGAGCCAAGCAGAAGGACAAGAGUCCCCUGCCAAUGGAGGAUAUCGCAAAAAUGGCUGACGAGUGUAUGAGAGAUGAGGACAAUGUGGACGAGGACGACAAUGACGAUAAUGUGGAAGACGACGAAGAUCUGUUGGCAGAGCUACAGGAAGUGGUGGGUGAUGGUGAUGACGAGGAUGCUUUAACGGUUUCCUCCACAUCCUCUGCUGCUGCUGAGUCUUCGCAAGCUGAAACAUUAGAGUCCCCACUGCUGCAGCAGCAGGAUGUUAAGGUGUCCUCCGCAGCGCCUGGCAGUCUCCAGCACACCCUGGAGGAAAGAGUAGCCAUAUACAAGACAGCUUUACAAAACGCCAGGACUGCAGGAGAGACCUCCAAAGCUAGGAGGUUCGAUCGUGGUUUGAAGACGUUGGAGACUAUGUUAGCUGCUGUGAAAAAAGGGAGGCCUGUGAAUGAGGCAGAAAUCCCUCCUCCUGUUUUCAGUGGAGCUCCGAGCUCUGCCCCUCGGCCCGCUGUUCCUGCACGACCGGCUCCCCCUGUACCGUUGCCUCCUGAACCCACACCUCCAGAUCAGCAGGGGGCAUCGGAGGCUACAACACCACUGCCAGCUGUACCAGAUAUUGUCACACCCACCAGCGAAGAGGAGACGCCAUCCUCCGCCACAGCGCCCACUCUGAGCAGCCUUCCCUCUCCAGAGGAGCAGACAGAGGAGCCUGCCAACCUGCUUCAGUCCAGUCAGACAGAUGCGAACGAGGAAACCAAGACGAUGCUUUUGGAGAGGCAGAAAGAAUACAAGAUGGCUGCUCUGAGAGCCAAGAAGGAGGGAGAUGUGGAGCAAGCUAAGCUUUACUUUAAGACCAGCAAGAUGUUUGAUUCAGUCAUUGAGGCACUGGAGAAAGGACAGGCAGUCGACCUGAGUGGCCUCCCACCAUCUCCAGGACAGGGUUCAGGAGGAAUCUGUGCUUCAGUGAAGGAACCUUCCUCUGGACAAAACACACAGGCCACCCAACCAGCUACAGCUGCUCCAGGUACCCCUGCAGCUCCCAAAGACGUGCUGGAAGCUCUCGAGCAGAGGCGAGCUAAGUAUGUAGAGGCGUCCACUCAGGCUAAAGCCAGCGGAGAUGAGCGCAAGGCUCGAAUGCACGACCGAAUUGCCAAGCAAUACCAGAGUGCCAUCCGAGCUCACAAAGCAGGAAAAGCAGUCGACUUUGAUGAGCUGCCGGUUCCCCCCGGCUUUCCUCCACUCCCGGGCCAGCAGGCUGCAGGAGCUGAGCAGGGAAUUAUCGCUGCUCUGGAGGCAGCCAAUAAGCUCGCCACUACUGAUGCUGCCGACGUACCCGAUGAAGAAGAUGAGGAGAAAGAAACUGAGUCCAAGUCUGCUGUUCCAGAAGAGCCAAAGAAGCCAACACUAGUUGUCCACCCCAUAGGUCAAGGACGGAAAAGGACUCCUUCAGCCUCACCUGACAGAACAGCCACCAGAGGAGGCCUUUCACCUACAGCGGCCCAGCAGCUGGAGUUCCUGGAGGGUCGGAAGAAGCAGUACAUGAAGGCGGCUCUCCAGGCGAAGCAGAAGAACGACAUGGAGCAGGCAAAGGUUUUCCUCCGCAGCGCCAAAGGCCUCGACCCCAUGAUCGAAGCAGCACGCAGCGGAAAACCUGUGGACAUCAGCACGGUUCCGUCUCCCCCUGGUGAUGAAGACGAGGACUUCAUCCUGGUUCAUCACAGCGACGUUCAGCUCUCUGAGAAAGCAGAGCAGGUUUACACACAACUGGCCAACAUCCUCAAAGAGCAGUAUGAGAAAUGUAUGACUUACUCCAAGCAGUUCACGCACAUGGGGAACAUCUCUGAAACGACAAAGUUUGAGAAGAUGGCUGAGAGCUGUAAGAAGAGUCUGGAGGUCCUGAAGCUGGCUCAGUCCAGGGGUCUGCCUCCUCCUAAACAUCACUUUGAGGAGAGAUCGUUUCACACUGUCAGGAUAUUUCCAGAGCUAAGCAGUACUGACAUGGUGGUUGUCAUCGUCAAAGGGAUGAAUCUCCCUGCACCAAGUGGAAUUCAAACGAACGACCUGGAUGCCUUUGUCAAGUUUGACUUCCCUUACCCCAGCGCGGAGCAGCCUCAGAGACACAAAACAGCUGUCAUCAAGAACACUAACUCCCCAGAAUACAACCAGAGCUUCACGUUGUCAAUCAACCGUAACCACCGCGGCUUCAGGAGGGUGGUGGCCUCCAAAGGCCUCAAACUGGAGCUGCUGCACAAAGGCGGUUUCCUGCGGAGCGACAAGCCGAUCGGGACAGCCCUUGUGAAGCUGGACAAACUGGAGUCUCAGAGUGAAAUCAGGGAAAUCGUAGAGGUAAUGGACGGUCGUAAGCCCACGGGAGGUCGUGUGGAGGUGAAGGUCCGACUGCGGGAGCCUCUGAGCGGACAGGACAUGCAGACAAGCAAAGAGCACUGGCUGGUGAUCGACCAGUCACAGGUUCUAGUUUAGACAUUCCUGCAAGACUAAAGACAAGUCACAGGACACAGGUUAAAGAUCAAGCACUCAGGGGAGGGUGCAGUGGAGAGUGUGGGCCCUGACGUAGACCGUCUGUUGUUCAGAUUGGACUCAGCUGCGUGGGUCUGUGGCUUGUUAAAACUUUUGCACAUUUGGAAGACACAAGCUCCCUUUCACCCAGCAGUCCACCAGGAGGAGCCGGGUUACGGUAGGUCAGUUGUGGGCUUGUGAUGCUUCAGGCCAGCUAGAAGGCAGCAAGGCGAAUAAACACUCAACGAGCACAGCUGCCCAAAAGUCUCCUCUUGCAUCACUCGGGCUCGUGGGGGAAGGCGGCCUGUCCUCUGCUGAUGUUAACGGGGCUCGGUGUUGAGCCACCUUACAUGACUUUAGGUAAUAUAUCAAAGAAUGUAUGUAUUCCUUAUAUAAUACAUCUCUGGUAUCUAGAACUGCACCUAUGCACUAAUGCCAAAUUUAUCACUGUUGCUGUAAAGUCCUGCGUAUUUCAAAUUGCCUUUAGCUGUCAAGCUUGUUACAAUAACAUACUGUAUGUGACAGGACAUGUCAGUUUCCAUUGUUUUGUUUCCCCCCACCCCCCCACACAUCGGGUUUUUUGUGUGACAAUAUCAGGCAGAUGCAGCAACCUCAUAGAUGUUUUACAGGAGCAAGACAAGAAAUGAUGAGACUGUACCAGGUACAAUCACAUAAUUAUGUUAAUGACCACACUUCCUUUUUUGCACCUUUCACUUUGAUUAAUAAGUGCUUUAACUGUGGCUACUAAACUGCACACGUACUUAGCUGUGGUAGUAGGUGUAUUGGGCUUUGGUCUUGUUUACACUGAAUAGCACAAAUCUGAGCAGGGUGUGUGGGAAACAGGAGUUUAAAAAGCUAAUUAUUUAGAUAUUUAUGUUGAAGUAUUUUGUAAGUAAAUAUCAUUGGCUGAUA
Messenger RNA from Monopterus albus (swamp eel), 3875 nucleotides. It is a transcript of the gene cc2d1b, whose product is annotated as coiled-coil and C2 domain containing 1B. The record is from RefSeq and is a predicted model, not a curated record. Gene Ontology annotation, molecular function: DNA-binding transcription repressor activity, RNA polymerase II-specific. Lineage: Eukaryota; Metazoa; Chordata; Actinopteri; Synbranchiformes; Synbranchidae. The transcript has 26 exons. The coding region runs from base 264 to 2927 and encodes 887 amino acids.